CCCGCUCUUCCGUCUGACUGACGCAAGCCGUCCGUUCUGUUCCGCUUAGAGCAGCCUUCAUUUAGCGUCUGCGAGACUACCUUCUGUGCCGAUCAGGAUCAUUCAUGAGAUGAUGCUUGGGAAUGUUUGGAAUGUUCACAGCUCUGUGGAUAUGAUCUUGAAUGAGAAUAGUGGAUCCUAACAAAGCACAGCUAUGCAGACCAUAAAGUGUGUUGUCGUGGGCGAUGGUGCUGUGGGUAAAACCUGUCUGUUAAUCUCCUACACAACCAACAAGUUCCCCUCUGAAUACGUACCAACGGUCUUCGAUAACUAUGCAGUAACGGUUAUGAUUGGAGGGGAGCCGUACACCCUGGGAUUAUUUGAUACUGCAGGUCAGGAAGAUUACGACAGGUUACGACCCCUGAGCUACCCUCAGACAGAUGUCUUCUUAGUCUGUUUCUCUGUCGUCUCCCCCUCUUCAUUUGAAAACGUUAAAGAAAAGUGGGUACCUGAAAUCACUCACCACUGUCCAAAGACCCCUUUCCUGCUGGUUGGGACACAGAUCGACUUGAGAGACGACCCUUCGACGAUCGAGAAGCUCGCCAAGAACAAGCAGAAGCCCAUCACCCCGGAGACGGCCGAGAAGCUGGCCCGUGACCUGAAGGCGGUGAAGUACGUGGAGUGCUCUGCCCUGACACAGAAAGGGCUGAAGAACGUGUUUGACGAGGCCAUUCUGGCAGCCCUCGAGCCCCCGGAACCUAAGAAGAAGCGCAAAUGUGUCCUGCUAUGAGCACGCCCCUUACACCCACCCCCCCUCCCAAAUAACCCCCACCCCAACUCCACCACCCUUGCUCUGCUAAGGCUGAUCAUCAGCUUUGUACCCUAAAGCAAUGUGUGUUAAACAUAGUUUGAUUUUACUCCAGGGAUCGACUCUGCGUACAUCACAGCCAAUGGAAAAAAACUAGUCUCUUUGACGAUCAUCCCAUCAAUGCAAUGUUGUAGGCCUAUUUUCAUUCAAGCUGGAUAAGAAUCCAAACUCAUGGGUGUUUAUUUUUUAUUUGAUUUUUUUAUUGUUUUUUUUUGUUUGUUUUUUUUAAAGGGGGAGGGGGCUGCAGUGACCCUGUAUCUUAGUGAUGUGAUUGGCUAUGGGGAAUUGCUUGUGAUUGUGUGCCACAGCCAGAACACCCACCAACUGAUCAACAGAUGCUGAUGUAAGGUAGUUUAUUAAAAGGAGUGGGGUCAGGUGGGGGGUGUCCAGUCCAUGUAAAAUGGUCGUCCCAGAAAGAGACUGCGCCCAUCAUGACUAAUGGAGUUUCUGCAAUGCCCCCGUCUCUCCUCGAUUGGCUGGACUCCCAGGCCACGCCCCCAGUAACAGGCUUUUGAGUGACAGAGCUCUCAGUUGGAGGGAUUAGCUUGUUUCUAAUGGUCGGUAUGUCUGUCAUCUCUUACCAAAACCAAAUGAUCUAAUGAACUGAAUGCAGCUUGUGCCUUCUAGUCUGCAGACAAGCACAUCUCAUUCCAAAACCUCUCCAUCCUGCUAAACCUAGAAUACGUAUAAGAAUCCCCACCUCCACCCCACCCCAAACCACAACCCUAGUGUUCGGUUGUGGACGUUUGAGACAUUAACCUGAUUAAUGUUAGGGUUUGUCUGUGAGGAGCAUUUUAACUUGCUGCAGAAGUGGGACUGAGGAGUUGAUUAAGGAAGAGCAGGGAACUUCAACAGUGUUAGCAGAACAAGUGGGGGAGUGUUCGGAUGCCAGGGACCAAGGGGGCGUUUAAACCAGCUUGUUAUCAUGCAUGUAGGAAAGCCUCUGGGUUCCUGUGUUUAGGUUAACAAAAUUAAUAAUAAUGUAAGCUGGUAAAAAUCAAUGUUUUUAGAUUCCAGUGUUAUGCAUUUUUACCAAAAUCUACUUUUGUUCUUUUUCCUUUUUUUGAGCCGUUUUUAUAAAGGAUACUUUCACACCUUUCACCAAUUACAGGCUGGAUUACAUCCAAACUUUGAACCACCCGUGACGGAUAAGAAAUAGAAGAUUGAUGCCAAUUGUUUGUUUUCGUUGUUUUUUGUUUUUUUCCCUCCCAACGUGAAUUUGCAAAAUGCCUAUUAACUGUUCCUUUUUUUUAAUUGGCAAAUAACAUUUGGAGCAAAGUUUUUAUUUUAUUCCAGCCUGGUUCAUCAGAAUUUUUUGUUUUUGUUUUGGUGCAGAACCAAAUGCUUUGUCUGAUGUCUGUUCUUUGUAUACGCAUUCUUUUCAAAAAAUAUUAAACUUAUACCUUAUUGGCCUUUA
This is a messenger RNA of Conger conger (European conger), 2264 nucleotides long. It is a transcript of the gene cdc42, whose product is annotated as cell division cycle 42. The coding region runs from base 194 to 769 and encodes 191 amino acids. The record is from RefSeq and is a predicted model, not a curated record. Gene Ontology annotation, molecular function: GTPase activity; GTP binding. Gene Ontology annotation, biological process: small GTPase-mediated signal transduction; modification of synaptic structure. Gene Ontology annotation, cellular component: dendritic spine. The transcript has 6 exons. NCBI's taxonomy places the organism in Eukaryota, Metazoa, Chordata, Actinopteri, Anguilliformes, Congridae.